This is a messenger RNA of Phaethon lepturus (White-tailed tropicbird), 2100 nucleotides long. RefSeq names its product ring finger protein, LIM domain interacting (gene RLIM). The transcript is spliced from 4 exons. Gene Ontology annotation, cellular component: cytoplasm; nucleoplasm. Gene Ontology annotation, molecular function: ubiquitin protein ligase activity. Gene Ontology annotation, biological process: ubiquitin-dependent protein catabolic process; random inactivation of X chromosome; protein ubiquitination. The record is from RefSeq and is a predicted model, not a curated record. NCBI's taxonomy places the organism in Eukaryota, Metazoa, Chordata, Aves, Phaethontiformes, Phaethontidae. The coding region runs from base 1 to 1767 and encodes 588 amino acids.
AUGGAAAGCUCAGAUUCUAGUGAUAAAGGAAAUAUUGAUCAAUCAGAAGCACAACGUCAGAGUCAGCUAGAUCGGUUAGAUCGAGAAGAAGCUUUCUAUCAGUUUGUAAACAACCUGAGUGAAGAGGACUACAGGCUUAUGAGAGAUAACAAUUUGCUAGGAACACCAGGUGAAAUUACUGAAGAAGAGUUGCUGAGAAGGCUACACCAAGUUAAAGAAGGUCCACCACAGCAAAACAGUGAUGAGAAUAGAGGUGCAGAGUCCGCAGAAGAUGUUUCAAAUGGAGAUUCUAUAAUAGACUGGCUUAAUUCAGUCCGACAGACUGGAAAUACAACACGAAGUGGGCAACGAGGAAACCAGUCUUGGAGAGCAGUGAGCCGGACUAACCCAAAUAGUGGUGACUUCAGAUUCAGUUUGGAAAUAAAUGUCAACCGUAAUAAUGGGAACACAAAUCCAGAAACUGAGAAUGAGCCAUCUGUAGAGCCUUCCAGUGGGGAGGAUUUGGAAAACAGCCAAAGUGACUCUGAAAUUCCAAGGUCUGAAUCACCAUCUGUAAGGCCUGCGGAAGAGCUGACAACUGAGGAAGCUUCCCCUCCUAGGGGGCAGAGGAGAGCGAGAAGUAGGAGUCCAGAACAGCGGAGAACGCGGGCUAGGACUGAUAGAAGUAGGUCACCUAUUAAUCCAGUGAGUGAGACUCCUCGCAGGUCUCAUCACAAUACAUCAUCUCAAACGCUUGACCACUCCUCAGUGAAUGAAGCCGAGGGAAGCUCUAGAACUAGGCAGCAUGUGACAUUAAGGCAGCAUACAGUGGGGACUGAGAUGCCAAGUGAAAAUGCAGUUCUGUUUUCAACCCCUGAAACAAGACCUGUUCCUCAAGCAGCAGGUUCUUCAGAAACUAACGGCACCAGUGAGUCUGCAACCCCUGGGCAGAGGCCUCCUACCAUAGUACUUGAUCUUCAGGUGAGAAGAGUUCGUCCGGGAGAGUAUCGGCAAAGAGACAGCAUAGCCAACAGAACUCGGUCCAGGUCCCAGACACCUAACAACACAGUCACUUAUGAAAGUGAACGGGGAGGGUUUAGGCGCACAUUUUCACGUUCAGAACGGGCUGGAGUGAGAACUUACGUCAGUACCAUUAGGAUUCCUAUCCGUAGGAUCUUAAACACAGGCUUGAGUGAGACGACAUCAGUUGCUAUUCAGACUAUGCUAAGGCAGAUAAUGACAGGCUUUGGAGAGCUGAGUUACUUCAUGUAUAGUGAUAGUGAUGCAGAUCCUAGUGGCCCAACCCCAAAUCAGAAUGUGGACGCUUCUGAGCCACAGAACGGAGGUGGUGGUACUUCAAGCAACGAAAGUACAGAUGUUAGCUCAGGGGAGGUGUAUGAAGGUGGCAACGAAGGUGGUUCAACAUCUGGUGCCAGACGGGAAGGUCGGAACACGAGGGGAUCGGUCACAUUUGAAGAAAGUGGUUCUCUACCAUUCCUUAGCCUAGCACAAUUUUUCCUACUAAAUGAAGAUGACGAUGACCAACCAAGAGGACUCACCAAAGAACAAAUUGACAACCUAGCAAUGAGGAAUUUUGGUGAGAGCGAUGCUCUGAAAACCUGUAGUGUGUGUAUUACAGAGUACACGGAAGGCAACAAGCUCCGUAAAUUGCCUUGUUCGCACGAGUAUCAUGUCCACUGCAUUGAUCGCUGGUUAUCAGAAAAUUCCACUUGUCCCAUUUGUCGCAGAGCAGUCUUAGCUUCUGGUAACAGAGAGAGUGUUGUCUAAAUGAGAUCUGAAUUUAUGGCCAAGCAGCUAGUGUGAUAGUGAUGGGCAAAGAAGUCACUUCCUUUAUGGCCACUUUUUGAGUGGUACCUCAGUGUAUAGUAAUGACUUGGAGUGAAUCUUCCCUCAUGAAAGCAUUUUCUCUGCAUUCAAGCUUUUAAAAUUGGAAUAUUUCUUUAAUUAGGGUUUUCAAGAUCUAGUUGGUUUGGGUGUUAAAUUUCACUUGUCCAAAGACAUCUAUCCACUUUAAAAAUAUUUUUUUCUUUGUGAGGAGUAUUAAGUUCUUUCCCCCACCCAGCCCUUGCCACCCUAGUCCAAUAAACAUUUUGUCCUCAA